Molecule: messenger RNA, 870 nt
Organism: Trachymyrmex cornetzi
Lineage: Eukaryota; Metazoa; Arthropoda; Insecta; Hymenoptera; Formicidae
Exons: 2
Coding region: 1-870 (289 amino acids)
Source: RefSeq, a predicted model, not a curated record
AUGGUUGGUUAUAAGAGUCUCGCUGAGAUUGAAGCAAUCAAGCUAAAGAUACGUUCAGCGUCGACGGCGGCUACGACUGCGUUACAUAACCUUAUUUUCGGGAGAGAAGGCGAUCGUAGAAAUCUCCAGCGUCUCAGGGAUUUCCCAGGAUUCACGUUCCGCAAAGAUUCUUCGGAAUAUGCAGACAAAUUAGAAUCCGCGCGCAAGCUUACAAUUGGCGACUUGAUUUCGUUCUGUAAUAUUCUUGGUUUGGAAUAUAGCGGUAACAAAGAGGAAAUAAUAAUACGAAUUCUGGAUGGGCUAUUAGAUAUCAAUGCGCUUGUCUCUUCAGCUGACGAGGACGAUUCAGAAGAAGACGAAUGUGAAUCUGACGAGAUCGAUGAUGGCAAAGAACAUAGAAACGACGACGAUAACGAGGCGAGCGGCGAAGAGCAAGAAGAGAGACGUCCGGCAAGAGCAGAUUCUAUCAGAAAUUUUAGUGGAAAGGAUACUUAUCCAAUAGAGAGGUGGAUAACGGAGUUUGAAGAAACAGCCGACCUGUUUGAGUGGGCGGAGAUACAAAAAGUAGUGUUUGCCAAAAAGUCUUUAUCCGGUCCGGCUAAGAUGUUUAUUGAAAGUGAAGGCGUUGUUCGUACAUGGAAAAAAUUAAAGACAAUCCUUCAAGAUGAAUUUUCGGACAAGGUGAAUAGCGCUCAGGUGCACGAGAUGUUACGCAAAAGGAAACUAAAGAAGGAAGAGUCGCUGCAAGAGUAUUAUCUGGCAAUGAAAGAAUUGGCAUCGCGAGGCAAAAUUGAAUCGGAAGCAUUAAUCCAGUAUGUAAUUGACGGUGUAGCCGAUGACACUCAAGUAGGAAUACUAUGGGGAUUCUAA